AUGGCAGUUUAUUACCCAACUAGUGUCGGCAUGCAAUCUCUCUACCAAGAAUCCAUCUACCUCAACGAACAACAACAGCAACAGCAACAAGCUUCUUCCUCCUCCGCCGCGUCUUUCUCCGACAUCGUCUCCGGCGGCGGCGGCGGAGGAAACUGUCUCGAAAUCCCAAACUCCGCCGGCGUUGUCCGAAACGAGAUGGUUUUCAUCCCACCAACAAGCGACGACAACGUCGUCGGAAACGUAACAGUCUCAAGCAACGAUCUAAGCUUUCACGGCGGAGGACUUUCCUUAAGCCUCGGUAAUCAGAUCCAGUACCAUUACCAAAACCUCUCCAACCAAAUGAAUUACAACAACAAUCCGUCUGAUGAGAAUGUCAAAAGCUUAAACCACAACCAUCAUCAUCAUCAACCAGAGCAGAUUCCUUCCUCUGGCAAUUACAACAACAAUGGAGUCGGAUUCUACAACAACUACCGUUACGAGACAUCAGGGUUCGUCAGCAGCGUGUUGAGAUCUCGUUACCUAAAACCCACACAGCAGUUGCUCGAUGAAGUCGUUAGCGUCAGGAAAGAUUUGAAAUUGGCGACUAAUAAUAACAAUAAGAAGAGCAAGAACAACGAUAAAGGUCAAGACUUUACUAAUGGGUCAAGCGAUAACAACAACAACAACACAGAGGUCGAAGAGAAAUCUCAAGAGUUGUCUCCUUCAGAACGUCAAGAGCUUCAGAGCAAGAAGAACAAGCUCUUAACAAUGGUGGAUGAGGUAGAUAAAAGGUAUAACCAAUACUACCAUCAAAUGGAAGCGUUAGCUUCGUCAUUCGAGAUGGUAACAGGUCUUGGAGCAGCUAAGCCAUACACAUCGGUUGCUCUGAAUCGAAUCUCUCGCCAUUUCCGUUGCUUGCGGGAUGCGAUCAAGGAGCAGAUUCAGGUGAUUAGAGGGAAGCUUGGGGAGAAAGAGACUUCUGAUGAGCAAGGAGGAGAGAGGAUACCACGUCUUAGGUAUUUAGAUCAAAGGUUGAGACAACAGAGAGCUUUGCAUCAACAGCUUGGAAUGGUUAGACCUGCUUGGAGACCUCAACGAGGCUUGCCUGAAAACUCUGUUUCUAUUCUCAGAGCUUGGCUCUUUGAGCAUUUCCUUCAUCCAUAUCCUAAGGAAUCUGAGAAGAUCAUGCUUGCGAAGCAGACAGGACUAUCGAAAAACCAGGUUGCGAAUUGGUUUAUUAACGCGAGAGUUCGGUUAUGGAAACCGAUGAUUGAAGAGAUGUAUAAAGAAGAGUUUGGAGGAGAUUCGUCAGAGUUAGUCUCUAACUCUAAUCAAGACAACAAUAGCAAAAUGCAGGAAACAUCACAGCUCAAACAUGAAGACUCUUCUUCUACGCAACAACAGAAUCAAGGAAACAACAACAAUGUUUAUACAUCUGAAGCAGAAGAGAACCUGGUCUUUGCAGAUCCGAAACCAGACCGUGCUGGUACUGGAGAUUACGACAGUUUGAUGAACUAUCAUGGCUUUGGUAUCGAUGAUUACAAUCGAUACAUUGGACUUGGAAACCAGCAAGAUGGGAGAUUCUCUAAUCCUCAUCAAUUACACGACUUUGUCGUCUGA
Messenger RNA from Microthlaspi erraticum, 1599 nucleotides. The record is from the annotation of a GenBank genome assembly. Lineage: Eukaryota; Viridiplantae; Streptophyta; Magnoliopsida; Brassicales; Brassicaceae.